This is a messenger RNA of Exophiala aquamarina CBS 119918, 1248 nucleotides long. RefSeq lists its product as uncharacterized. The transcript has a single exon. Lineage: Eukaryota; Fungi; Ascomycota; Eurotiomycetes; Chaetothyriales; Herpotrichiellaceae. The record is from RefSeq and is a predicted model, not a curated record. Bases 1 to 1248 code for a protein of 415 amino acids.
AUGGAUAUGCCCCUUGACUUGAGUUGGAUCACCCCAAUAUACUCGCCAUAUCUCGCCCAGGAACAACUUCUCAACACUUUUACUUCUGCAAUUGGCGCAGCUGGUACACAAGUGCUUCCAAACCACUUGCAGAAUCAUCGCCGAUGGCUCACUCAGUUGCCUUCAUAUUUUGGAAGAACGCUACUAGAUGCUGCCAUUCGAGCUGUCUCGAUGGUACACUUCGGUCGAAUUUCAAAUUCCAAUGCGCUCGUGCAAGAAUCAAGACAAUUUUAUGGCAAUGCACUCCGCCUGCUCAAUAAGGCUUUGACUGACCAAGGUGAUGGGAUGGCUAGUGAAACUCUCUCAGCUACCGUUCUUCUCUCCUUCUACGAAAUGUUCGCCUCGUCAUCAAAUAGCUCAUGGCUCCACCAUGCUGGUGGUGCAGGACUGCUCAUGCGCCUCCGUGGACCAGACAAACAUCGUCAUGGUCUCGACAGGGAUUGCUUUCUUGCGUACCGUCAUACCAUUGUCAUUGAAGCGUUUCAAAAGGAUGAGGAAUGCUUUCUUGCUCAGCCUGAGUGGUUGGAAUUGUCAAGACAAGUUCAUGAGGAGAUGCGAAUUUCUGGGAUUUCUCCAGCACGGAGAGAACUAUUCGACCUGGCAGAAGAGUUCUAUCUGGAAAAUGUCCAUAUCCCAGCCACCUUUCGAGAUGCAAGACAUACGGAUUUCGUGAAGGAGACGCUAUCACCUGAAGGCUUCCACAACUUCCUAGAAGGCCUUCUCGAGAGAGCGCGACAACAUCGAUACAAGCUAAAGUCAAUUAAUGUUCGCUUUCGUGCAGCACUUCAGAAGACCGGGCUCGAAACCACAUCCCGGAUGACAAGCGACAAGGUAUUCCCUCUGCAGUAUGUAUACGUCAAUGUCUUUAUUGCUUCAACAAAUGUCGGAUACUGGACUAUAAUGCUAUUGUUGAACUUGGUCUUGAAAGAAGCCGAGAAAGAGACCCAUCCAGAGAAGACAGGUCUCUACCUCAUGGAAAACCAGGAGCUUGCAAUGGAGAUUUGCCGUACAACUCCUUUUAUGCUCACAUCCUCGUUUCUCGGUCCGUUUUUCAUCACAUUUGCCCUCAGGUUAUGCCUGGUCGUCUUUGAGCCCGGUGAACAAAGAGAUUGGGUAGUCAAAAAACUCAAAGAGGUUGGCGCCACGCGAAUAAGCAUGGCCUCAGACAUCCCGGACUUCGAAUCCGGCUCAAGUAUAGCGAGAACAUAG